This is a messenger RNA of Perognathus longimembris pacificus (Pacific pocket mouse), 2091 nucleotides long. RefSeq names its product regulation of nuclear pre-mRNA domain-containing protein 1A-like. Gene Ontology annotation, molecular function: RNA polymerase II complex binding. Lineage: Eukaryota; Metazoa; Chordata; Mammalia; Rodentia; Heteromyidae. Gene Ontology annotation, biological process: mRNA 3'-end processing. Gene Ontology annotation, cellular component: RNA polymerase II, holoenzyme. The record is from RefSeq and is a predicted model, not a curated record.
AUGUCUGCCUUUUCCGAGGCGGGGCUGGAGAAGAAGCUGUCGGAGUUGAGCAACUCGCAGCAGAGCUUGCAGACCUUGUCCCUGUGGCUCAUCCAUCACCAACACUCUUGGCCCAUUGUCACCAUGUGGGAGCGGGAGCUGCGGAAAGCCAAACCCAACAGGAAGCUUACUUUUCUCUACCUAGCCAAUGAUGUCAUUCAGAACAGCAAAAGGAAGGGGCUAGAGUUUACAAAGGACUUUGCACCAGUUAUAGUGGAAGCUUUUAAGCAUGUUUCCAGUGAAACUGAUGAAAGUUGUAAGAAACACCUUGGAAGAGUAUUAUCUAUUUGGGAAGAAAGAUCUGUUUAUGAAAAUGAUGUAUUAGACCAACUCAAGCAAGCUCUCUAUGGUGAUAAAAAGACUAGGAAGAGAACUUAUGAGCAAAUAAAUGUAGAUGACAAUGAAAACUGUUCUCUGGAAUCUCCAAGUGAACCACCUCAGACUCUAGAUCUCGUUAGAGCCUUGCAAGAUCUGGAAAAUGCAGCCUCUGGUGAUGCAGUAGUCCAUCAGCAGAUAGCUUCUUUGCCUGUGGAAGGUCAAGAAGUGUCUCUCCUUGAUAAAAUAACAGAUAAAGAAUCUGGAGAGAGGCUUUCUAAAACGGUAGAGGAUGCUUGUAUGUUGUUGGCAGAUUAUAAUGGCAGACUGACGGCAGAAAUAGAUGAUAGAAAGCAACUCACUCGAAUGUUAGCAGAUUUUCUUCAUUGUCAAAAGGAAGCCCUUGCAGAGAAAGAGCAUAAAUUGGAAGAAUACAAGCGCAAGUUGGCCAGAGUUUCCCUGGUGCGCAAAGAACUCAGGUCUCGGAUCCAGAGCCUGCCAGAUUUAUCUCGAUUGCCAAAUGUCACCGGCAGCCACAUGCACCUGCCCUUUGCUGGAGACAUCUACAGUAAAGACUGAUGCCCAAUCUCUUUCCAGGGCCCAGAACUUUGGAAGAGAUGAAGACAGAUUAGGUGGAUAGUUCUGUAAGCAUUAUUUUUGUAUAUUGUUGAGAGAGUGGUACUAACAAAGAAAUGACAAGUAAUUUAUAAAAUUGUUAAAAUGUUUGUUUGUUUACUAUUUUACUAGUAAGUUAAUGUGACUAGGCUAAACAAAGUGAUGAUGCCUGUGUAUCAGUAACUCACAAAUAGUGAUUAUUUUCAAAAGAUCUUUUUGUAAAUUUUUUUGAUUCAGGGCCUUGUGAAAAAUUCCAUGUUUCUAUUUCUUCAUGUAUUUUCAGUUGCUUUUCUUUUUCUUUCUUUUCAGUAUCUAAUCACUGUAUACUAUCUAAUUCUAAAGGGGAAGAACUAAUCAGGAUCUGGUUGAGACUUUAUUAUGCCACAGUUUAGGACUUGACUGUAGAAGGGACUAAAUGUUCCAACCUAAUUUUCACCCUUCUCCCCCAACACCAGUGCUGGUUCUGUGCCUCUCCAAGGCCUUUGGUUCCUUAGAGGUCUGUAACUUAACAUUAAACAUGGAUGCCCCUGGGAAGGUCAGGUCAAGGCCUAGAGAACUUUCCUCCAUAGCACCGUACGAGUUCCAUUCCAGCUGCCAGAAUAAAAAAGUUACUGAAUGGGGAAUACUUUAGUUGUACUAUUUAGAAUUAUUUGAGCAGAUUAAAAUGAAAGUGUUAUGAAAUUUGACACUCCACCAAGAGAAGAACUUUGGUUCUGGAACUGAGUGCUAUUUGUCAAAUCAGUCUUGUUUUAACAUAAUCGAUCCCUUCAACAAAAAACACUAUCUAUGGGAUUAAAAGAAACAAAGUAAUGAUCAUUUUACUAUUCCCUUGGCCAUAUAACUUAAAAAAUUCUAGAACUUGUAGCACUAAAAGCUCAAGAAUUCAUUAUUCAUCAACAUUUAGUAAACUAACUUUGGAACAUUGAUAGUUUCUUUAAGGUUUUUGAAUGACUGUAUGCUUGGAAAUGAAGCAGUGCUACAUUACAGGGUAGAUCUGGUAAAUUCUAUAUUUGUAUGUUUACAGAUGUAAAUACAAAACAAAUGUACCUUUACCUUUUAUUUCUAACCCUGUGUGUUAGGGCAGUUGCAUGCUCUCCAGCUUUUUGGAAUUUCAUUGUUAAG